CUGUCAGGGAGUGGUUGUACAGUCGGAGCCGCCGGACGUUUGACAUUAGCAGCGACUGGAUUGUACCGAAGGGGGAGGUUCCGUAGUUGUUUCCGCUAGUGGAUUUACUCAUCCGGAUGGCUGUGCUGUACCUGUGGGACGGCAGCAGGCCGGGCCUCUCCUGAGCCUUCCCUAGCGCUCCCACGAGUGAGGGGGAAGCAGCAGCAGCCGGACCCCCAUGACGGACUGAGCGGUGUCGGUCCCGCAGGGACUGUAGGAAGUGCGAGUAACCACCGGACUCAAUUCCCCUACAAGUAUCCCUCCCCCCUCUCGGGAGAGCAACUUGAGCUGCGCCAUGACUGCCACCCCGGCCAACAGCGGCUCCAACCCGAGGAAAUUCAGCGAGAAGAUCGCGCUGCACAACCAGAAACAGGCCGAGGAGACGCGCGCCUUCGAUGAGCUCAUGUCAGACCUGACAGUGUCCCGGGUCCAGUUCCAAAAGCUGCAACAGUUGCGACUUGCACAGACUAGGGCUCAGUAUUACGGCGGCUCUUUGCCAAAUGUCAACCAGAUUAGCAGCAGUCCGAACGAUUUCCAGCCUUCUUUUCACCCCAUGGAUAAUAUACGAGGUAUGCGCCACCAUGGACUUGUGGAGAGAGUUUCCCGUAAUCGCCUUCACUCUUCUCAUCACAGACCUGUAGAGAAGCAUGGACGUCAAUGUGACAGCUCUCCGUAUGGAUCUGUUUAUCUCUCGCCACCACCUGAUAAUAACUGGAGAAGGCAGCAGCCACCUUGGAACGAAGAGAAACGGCCAGGAUUUAGACUUUUAUCUGCUCUUAACAGAACAAAUUCUGAUUCAGCCCUUCACACCAGCGCCUCAAGUAGCAAAUUGCAAGAUGCUUUUAUGGGAGGAAACCAAGCUAUGCUGCGCGCCCCAAAACCCCCGCAACGAAACCCAAGUUUACAAGAUGGUGAAAUGAACAACUUUGGAGAAGCUUUCUCUUACCCUACUUCUAUGACGGAGGAGAAUAUGCUGAAUGUCACUAAGCCACUGCCCAAGCAAAUAUGGGAAGCUCAGAAGGUGGAGUAUUUUAUUGUGUUACGUUGCACACCUGUGCUAUAAUAAGCCGAUAUCAGUUCUGUAUGGGGAUCUGCAACUUAUCCAACAUGCUCACUGAUAUAAAGUAACAAUAAUAUUGGAGCCUCUCCGAGCAAUAGUCUUUUGGCUCCUGGGAUCAGUGACCUGUUCAAAAGGUGGAAAGAUUCAGAAGUAGAAAGCAAAUAAUUAAAAAAACAACAAGUAUGAUGAUUAUGAAUUAUGUAUUAUUAUAAAUGUAUUUAAAUUAUACAUUACUAAAAGUUAACUUAAAGGUAAGCUACCCCUUUAAUCGCUUGUUACUCUAUAUAUGAAACAAAACACCAUUCUGAUUUCUGGCUUCUACAUUUUUUUUUCAGGUGGAUUUUACGGCCUGUCCAAGGUUUAGGGUUAAUAAUCCA
Molecule: messenger RNA, 1476 nt
Organism: Xenopus laevis (African clawed frog)
Lineage: Eukaryota; Metazoa; Chordata; Amphibia; Anura; Pipidae
Source: RefSeq, marked predicted